Patella vulgata (common limpet) is the source of this 3818-nucleotide messenger RNA. Its product is annotated as sodium/calcium exchanger 2. The transcript is spliced from 14 exons. The record is from RefSeq and is a predicted model, not a curated record. Gene Ontology annotation, biological process: cell communication; calcium ion transport; transmembrane transport. Gene Ontology annotation, cellular component: membrane. NCBI's taxonomy places the organism in Eukaryota, Metazoa, Mollusca, Gastropoda, Patellidae. Bases 252 to 2939 code for a protein of 895 amino acids. Gene Ontology annotation, molecular function: calcium:sodium antiporter activity.
UGAGGCCACUGAUCUUUGUUUGGAUUAUUUUACAACAUUGCCAAAUAUGGAGUGACAUAAAAGGCGUCCCUUUACUUCCUGGAUAAAAAUAUAUAUAUUACGUCUUGUUGAUUACGACAUGCACAUUACAUACAGGCCAAUACAGGAGUUUAGUUUGAGUAAGGAUCAUUUGGAUACUCUACAACAGUAGUUUUAUCAGAGUCGAGACUACUAUUAAAGGUUUAGUGUUGACCAACCAGAUCAUUACAGUUAUGAAUACUACGACUAAUACCAUAAGCCCGGCCACGACUAAUGAAACGAUGAACACCAGCCAGGCCGUUAUCACCACGAACACGACAGAACAAAUCACUACAAACGUGAUCACGACGAUUGGGAACCUUACAACCUCUACCAUCACUGACCAGAACAAUUCAACUAUGAGCAUGAGUACUGGCUACAUGGCUUUUGAUCCCUUUAAUUACAGGUGUAGUAAAGCGUUGUUAUUACCUGUAAUCAGUGAAGCUACCUGGAAUCCUGGUGUUCGGGCCUUCUUGUAUCUGGUAGCCCUAUUAUGGUGCUUCUUAGCUGUAGCUAUCAUUGCUGAUAUUUUUAUGUGCUCAAUUGAAAAGAUUACAAGUAAGACGAGGAAGAUUCGUGUAGCUCUUCAAGGAGGGGGUGCUGAGGUGAGGGAAGUCAAGGUGUGGAAUGAUACUGUUGCUAAUCUCAGUUUAUUAGCUUUAGGUACCAGUGCUCCAGAGAUCUUACUGUCUGUUAUAGAAAUUGUUGGGAAUAAUUUUCAAGCAGGAGAUCUUGGUCCUGGUACCAUUGUUGGUUCUGCCUCGUUUAACUUAUUGGUUAUAUCCGCUAUUUGUAUCAUGUCUAUACCUGGUGGCGAUGUACGACGUAUAAAUAAUAUGAAAGUGUUUGCUGUUACAGCCUUCUCUUGUAUAUUUGCUUACGUUUGGUUGAUUAUUGUAUUGGUUGGGAUAUCUCCUGGAAGAGUUGAAAUUUGGGAAGCUUUCAUAACUUUAUUGUUCUUCCCCCUGCUUAUUGUUAUUGCUUUCCUGGCUGAAAAGAACUUUUUCAUUAAAUGCAAACAAGGUAAUACAGACAACAGGUACACAGUUAAUGAUGAGGAGAAUACUGGUAUGGCUCUAUCAGAUCGUAAAUCGUAUUAUCAAGAUGCAAGUAAAGAUGGCGAACCCAAAGGGAAAGAUAAUCCAUCGUUUGAUGACAUAGAAGUCAAUGAUGCAAAAGUUCCAGCCAUUGUAAUAGAGCAUCAUGAACACGAAACGGAUGAUGAGGACAAUAUGCAUAAACCAAAGAAAGAUGAGGUAAAAAAUGCAGCAAAGCUGAUGAUGCGAAAUCACAACCACAAUUCUGGGUAUUAUAGAAUUAAUGCUAUACGAAGGCUUUCUGGUAGUAAGAGGAUCAUACCAACCAAAAAACAAAAUAUUAGAGAGAUCUAUGACCUUGUUAAACUGUCAGAAAAAGCCACGAGAUAUAAAGAUGCCAGUGAGGGGGGUGUUAAACCUGUAAUAGAAUUUACCUCACCUACAGUAGCUGUUCUUGAAAGUCAGGGACAGGUUCGAAUAGGUAUCAGACGAUCUGGUAAUAUAGCGCCACCUGUAUCCGUCAGGGUAGAAACUGGUGACGGAUCAGCACAGGAAGGGAGUGAUUACAAGGAAUAUAACGACAUUAUCCACUUUGCCGCUAAUGAAGAAUUACAAGAAGUAUUUAUAGACAUUAUUGAUGAUGACGAAUGGGAAGAGGAUGAGAUAUUCUUCGUAAGGCUAUCUGCUGUUCCGGGGCAAGUAUUUGCAUUUGGAGAGCAUACUAUCUGUGAAGUGACUAUCAUUGAUGAUGAUGAGCCAGGACUUUUGAGGUUUGCUAAACCAAGCAUCAUUGUCAGGGGGAGUGCAAGUCGUAUUAAGAUACCAGUACAGCGAGUUAACGGUGCUGACGGUAAUAUAUCUGUAAAAUGGAAAACUAAAGACAUCUCAGCUAAACAUGGAAAAGACUACGAUGGGGGAGAAGGGGAAUUAAAAUUCGUUUCCGGAGAAACGAACAAAUUCAUAGUCAUACCACUUCUUGGUACUAACAAUGAGAAACGAGAGAGAGAUGAUAGCUUUGAAGUUGAAUUAGGUCAGUGUACAGGUGGAGCUGAAUUAGGAAAGUUAAACAGAACUAUUGUUACUAUAGUUAAUGAUAAAGAAUUUGUUGGAAUGGUGGGUCGGAUUAUGAGCAGAACAUUUAGUUAUUUAGAUGAGAUUGAAGACACAUCCUAUAUUGAUCAAUUUAAGAAUGCUAUGAACGUGAAUGGUGGAAAUAUAGAAGAAGCGACAUUUGUAGAUUACAUAUUCCAUUUUUUAACAUUUAUUUGGAAGAUUAUAUUUGCUUUCAUACCACCAGUCCACUUCCUAGGUGGAUGGCCAACCUUUUUAAUUUCAUUAGCAAUGAUCGGUUUCUUAACGGCUCUCAUUGGUGAUUUGGCCAGUUUAUUUGGUUGUUUGAUUGGUCUAGAGGAUAGUAUUACCGCAAUUACUUUGGUUGCAUUGGGAACCAGUAUGCCUGAUACGUUUGCUAGUAAAACUGCUGCCCUUAUGGAAAGAUAUGCCGACAGUUCUGUUGGAAAUGUAACCGGGAGUAACUCUGUCAACGUGUUUCUAGGAUUAGGCCUACCGUGGGUUAUUGCUAGUAUAUAUUGGGAGGCAAAAGGUUCGACAUUCCAGGUUCCGGUUGGAUCUUUGGUAUUUAGUGUGAUUCUCUAUACCAUUGCUGCUGUCAUAGCUCUCAGUCUAUUGGUAAUAAGACGUAAUGUUAAAUUUUUCGGAAAUGCCGAACUUGGUGGACCUACAGCUGGAAAGAUCACGUGUGGUGUUAUAUUCAUUACAUUAUGGGUCCUAUAUGUUUUAUUUUCAGCUCUACAAGCCAAGAAAAUCAUCAGUUUUCAGAUAUGAUUGUAUUACUGUGUUUUAAGUCACUUAUGUUAGUAUACCUAGUAGAUAACUGUCACACGUUUCAGUUCCAUUGACUAAUAUGUUUCGUCCACAAUUUCGUAUACUAGGCUAAAUGAAGAUGCUGGCAGAAAGAGUACAUCAAAAUUCAAAACAAGGCAGGGUCUAACGGACCACUUACAGGGGGGUAGUGGGCCGCACGGGUGGGCCAAGGGGUCCGUGUGUGCGCCCCCCCCCCCCCCGCCCCCGGGUUUGGGAUUCUUGCCACAGAUAAAGCCAAUGAUGUCUGCUCCGACUGGGAUAAUGAAGACGGCCAUACGCCAUAGAGUGUGCUAUGGAGGUAAAGUUGCCCGGGCAGCUGCGCUAUGACUACUCUUAUAUCGAAUUCCAAAUGCCAAGGGUUCCUUUACGUACACACCAAUAUGUACACAGGACCUCGUUAUUACGUCCUAUACGUUGACCCUUGUCAGGCCCUCUGUUCUACACCACUGACAAGGGGCAACUACGCCCUAAAAUCCAUACGUACUUUCCCGGCCCACAAAGGUUAGCGAGUCAACGUCUUAUCCACUGAGACCGGCUACUGUAUAUACAAAUAUUUAACGUUAUAGAACAAUCAAUAUAAUAUAAGAUCCCUCCAAUUUCAAUAUUUUAUUUUUGACCUAAAUCAAACAGAUUUAUCCCAAAUACUGUAUACCAUUUAUAUGUAUUGUUUUCUUAUUUUUCAUAUUUGUUAUAUAUAUUAUAUUAUAUUUAAAAAGCUAUUUUUGUUACUAUGCAUAAUUCAGUAUUUUUAUAUACGUUUCAUUAUUGAAUAUAAUAGUUGUUAAUAUUAACAAUGUUCUACUUCUAUAGAUAAUACCGAUUAAAUUUGAUAUAAACGGA